Monopterus albus (swamp eel) is the source of this 2170-nucleotide messenger RNA. RefSeq names its product corepressor of RBPJ and splicing regulator (gene cirsr). Bases 136 to 1449 code for a protein of 437 amino acids. The record is from RefSeq and is a predicted model, not a curated record. Gene Ontology annotation, biological process: negative regulation of DNA-templated transcription. NCBI's taxonomy places the organism in Eukaryota, Metazoa, Chordata, Actinopteri, Synbranchiformes, Synbranchidae. The transcript has 10 exons. Gene Ontology annotation, cellular component: nucleus. Gene Ontology annotation, molecular function: transcription corepressor activity.
ACCUCUGUGUAACCAAUGUAGAACAGGCUUCAUACAGACAGAAUUGUUUACAAACGGAGGAAGCUACACUAACAAAUCUGCUAGCUAAAGUCAACGUUACGUUUUCAGUAUAGCCAACGCCCUAGCUUAUUAGCCAUGGGGAAGUCGUUUGCAAAUUUCAUGUGCAAGAAAGAUUUUCAUCCUGCGUCGAAGUCAAAUAUAAAAAAGGUAUGGAUAGCGGAGCAGAAACUGACUUUCGAGAAGAAAAAGCAAGAAGAACUUAUGCAAGCAUACCUGAAAGAGCAGGACACGUACAACAACAGGCUGUUGAUGGGGGAUGAUCGUGUUAAAAAUGGCCUCAAUUUCAUGUACGAGGCUCCACCUGGGGCAUCCAAAGAGGAACAGAAAGAGGAGGGGGAAGAAGAGUACAAAUUUGAGUGGCAGAAGGUGGCUCCUCGAGAGAAGUAUGCAAAGGAUGACAUGAAUAUUCGAGAUCAGCCAUUUGGAAUCCAGGUGCGAAACGUAAGAUGCAUCAAAUGUCACAAAUGGGGCCAUGUGAACACAGACAGAGAGUGUCCUCUCUAUGGGCUGUCGGGCAUCAACGCCAGCUCUGUGGCCUCAGAGGAGACAGCAGGUCCGUCGAUGCACCCCUCGGAGUUAAUGGCAGAGAUGCGAAACAGUGGAUUUGCUCUGAAAAAAUGUGUCCUUGAUAGGAAUGAUACAGUUGGUGAUCCAUCACAGGAAUACGUUGCCAGCGAUGAAGAGGACGAUCCCGAGGUGGAAUUUCUGAAGUCAUUAACGACCAAGCAAAAGCAGAAGCUCCUCAGAAAACUUGAUCGCCUGGAAAAGCAGAAGGCCAAGAAAAAGAAGAGCAAAAAACAGAAGAAGAAAAGCAAAAGAAAACACAAGAAAAAGCAUGAAAGUAGUGACAGCUCAAGUGACCCCUCCAACAGCAGCAGCGGCGAUAGUGGCUCAGACUCAGACAGCCAUGGCAAGUUCAAGAGCCAAAAACGAAAGAAGAAUAAGAAAAAAGAUUCCUGUCGAGAUAACAGCUCUGAGAGUGAGCGACGAGUCAAGAGUCAGAAAAAGGCCUCUUCUCACAGGAGCCGGUCACUGAGCCCUCACGCUGGACAGAAGCGGCCUGAAGAGGAGUCCAGAGAUUAUACACAAACAAGGACAAAGAGGGGAAGGAGCAGGAGUCGAAAUCACAGCCCGGAGAACAAGACAAAGCCGGAGGGAGGUCAAGAGAGAAAGAGGCACGACAGCAGGGACAGGCAGAGACAUGGCUGCCCCAAGUCUGGCAUGUACAGAAGUAGGAGCCGUGAAAGAGGCAGGGAGGACAGAGGUAAAGACAGGCAGCACAGCAGAGAUGGUGAGAGGAACAGAAGUCACACAGACGGAAGGAACAGCAGAUGGGAGGAGCAGAAGCAGGGAGAAGAGGAAAGAAGGGGAGGACAGAGGAAGAAGUAGGAGCAGAGAUAGAAGUCAAAAUCGAGCUAAAAGAAAGCCCUGACUCUUUUUACACUGUCUUUUCCCUCACACAACAUAGAGCAAACAUAAAAUGUUCUGAAUGUUUUUGCAAUAUCAGUUAAGUCUUGGUAAUCACAGACUCCCUCUAUUUAAAAUCAAAUUGCAGGUAUUGUGCACUAGUUUCCUUUUCCUCCAGUAGAGGGAAGCAGCACACACAAAAUAGCUAGAUGCAGCUCAUUGCUCUUUUGUGUUGUCUUGUACUAUAUGAAAAGGUCUGAUUUAAUUGAUUACCAUUGGAAGCAAUUUGCAGCUAUGAUUCGUUGAUGAGAAGAUAUUGGAUUCAUUUUCAUGGUCAGCUGGGUGCUGUAUAUUUCUGCUCCUGCGGUUUUUAUCCUUAUUUCAUUAUUGUGUCUUUUUAGAGAUAUUGACAUUGUAGACUGUAGUGCUUAGAUGGCUGUUAAUUCCUGAUAAAAAAAAACGGCUUUUUUCCUGAUUAAAUUUAUGUUUAUGUGUUUAUUUGUGAUGGAUGAAAUGAAGGAUGACAGAUCUGUUGGCAGAUGAAGACGUGACCAUGUCUGUUGCUUCACUGCUGUUAGUGUAUUCCCACUGAGGGCUAAAUUGUCUGGACACCUGGUGGCAAAUAUUACGCUUUUGCGCAUAAUAUUUUUAUUGUCAGGCCGGUUUUCCUGAGGAACGUGACAAAAUGUGAGUUUUCCCUAAA